Molecule: messenger RNA, 3420 nt
Organism: Rhodofomes roseus
Lineage: Eukaryota; Fungi; Basidiomycota; Agaricomycetes; Polyporales; Fomitopsidaceae
Product: DUF663-domain-containing protein
Exons: 5
Coding region: 1-3420 (1139 amino acids)
Biological process (GO): endonucleolytic cleavage of tricistronic rRNA transcript (SSU-rRNA, 5.8S rRNA, LSU-rRNA); ribosome biogenesis; maturation of SSU-rRNA from tricistronic rRNA transcript (SSU-rRNA, 5.8S rRNA, LSU-rRNA)
Cellular component (GO): 90S preribosome; nucleus
Molecular function (GO): GTPase activity; GTP binding; U3 snoRNA binding
Source: RefSeq, a predicted model, not a curated record
AUGGACCAGCAGUCCAACAAAGCACAUCGCCCAGCAAAUUCAGGCGCGAAAGCUGAGAAGAAGAGUAAGGCGAAGGGGAAGGAGAAGCAGCAUGGAUUCAACGAAAAGGCAUUCGCACCCAAGUCUGGCCGCCGCGCAGACAGACAGGGGAGAAGAAAUGUAGAGAGGGACCAGACCCGUCUCCAUGUUCCCCUCGUCAACCGUACACCAGACGACCAGCCCCCGCCGGUUAUUGUGGCGAUCGUCGGGCCUCCCGGAGUGGGCAAAACGACCUUGCUCAAGUCCCUCGUUCGCCGCUACACGAAACAAACCCUCAAUGAAGUGAAGGGUCCUGUCACCGUUGUUAGUGGCAAAAAGAAGCGCAUUACCUUCAUCGAGUGCAACAGCGACCUCAAUUCCAUGAUUGACAUCGGCAAAAUAGCUGAUCUCGUUUUGCUCAUGAUUGACGGGUCUUAUGGGUUCGAAAUGGAAACUUUUGAAUUCCUAAACAUACUUCAAUCGCAUGGAUUUCCGAAAGUUAUCGGAGUCCUUACCCACCUGGACCUCAUCAAGAAGGCCGCCACGCUCCGUGCCACCAAGAAGGCUCUCAAGAAGCGUUUCUGGACGGAAAUCUACCAGGGUGCAAAGCUUUUCUACCUCUCCGGCGUCAUGAACGGACGCUAUCCAGACACCGAGAUUCUCAACCUCUCGCGUUUCAUCAGUGUCAUGAAGUUCAGGCCUCUCGUCUUCCGUAAUUCACAUCCCUACUUGCUCGCCGACCGUCUCGAAGACUUGACCCCACGCGAGCAAGUUCGUACCUCCAAGGGCAAGUGCGACCGUACUGUCACCGUAUAUGGUUACCUGCGCGGUACGAACCUUCGCCUUGGCACGAAGGUCCACAUCCCCGGUGUAGGCGAUCUGAGCAUGAAGAGUGUUACUGCGCUUGGCGACCCAUGUCCUCUCCCUGAUGCCGAUUCGGAAAAGCGACGGAAGCUGUCUGAGAAGAAGAAGCUACUCAUCCACGCCCCGAUGAGUGACGUUGGGGGCGUUGUGUAUGACAAGGAUGCUGUCUACAUCAAUGUUCCAGGGAGCUUCACUCGCGGUGCAGCAGACGUUCCCCAGGGCGAAGGAGAACAGAUGGUCAUGGAUCUCCAAGACGUGAAGACGACGAUCGAGGAUCAAGUAGCGCAGAGCCAGAUCAGACUCUUCGGUUCGUCAUCGAGACCGCUGAGCGUCCAAGCGGGCCCUAGUCGUCUACCCGAUGACUCGGAUGACUCGGACGACGGGAGUGACUCCGAGGAGGAUAGCGAAGACGGCAGUCGGAGUGACAGCGAUGUCGACGAAGACGCGUCAGACGGCUUCUCGGACGAAGACGACAGUGAUAUGGAAGAUGACGGCGCUGGUCCCAGCGAUCGGGGUCGGUUGUCUAUGCGAAGUGUACACCGCUCUAUGGGAGACCUGCCCUCUCAUGCACGCCAGCGACAGGAGGUUGACUACGCCGACAGCGAUUCAGACCUCGGCGAUGACAACGAUGACGGAGUGCUCGUAGGUGGGCAGGAGGAGGGCGCAGACCUGCCGGACUCGUACGAAUCUGACGAGCAAAUGGUUGACGAUUCAGAUGAGGAAGUUCCGAAAUGGAAGUCGGAUCUUGCGGCGAAGGCGCAUGCGUCGUUCACUCAGGACUCGCGCCGUAAUCGACGGAGAGACUGGACGAAGCUCAUCUACAUGACGUCCCUAUCGCCCGACGAGAUCCUGUUGGACAAACAAACUCGCAUAGCUGACGCCGGUGGUGGCAUGGGCGAUGAAGACUUCUUCACAGUAAUCAAGAAGUCUGGUGAGGAGGUUGAAGAAAUAGAUACGUCUAAAGACACUCUCAGCCCGGACCACCUGAAGGUAUGGGAAGACGAGGAACUGCUCGAUUCCUUGCGAGGUCUGUUCAUUACCGGAUCGUCCGCAGAAGCCGCAAUCACUGGCGAAGACGAUCAGGUCGAAGGUAGCGAUGCGGAGGAGGCCGACGGAGAGGUUGAUGCGGACGACCCGCAGGCUACUCGUGCGGCUGCCUUGGCGAAGAAGAAGGAGGCCCUCAAGCGCAAAUUCGACGAGCAGUACGACGACCCAGAAAGCGCAAAGGUGGACUUCUACGAGGAGCAGAAGGACCAAAUGGCACGGCAGCUGGAGCUAAACCGCGCGGAGUUCGAAGGCAUUGACCCCGAGGCCCGAGUCCUUGUAGAGGGUUACCGUCCCGGAACGUACGUCCGCAUCGAGCUCGAGAACGUUCCCUGCGAGCUUGUCGAGAACUUCGAUCCUUCAUAUCCCAUCAUCGUCGGCGGUCUCCUUGCGUCUGAGGAACGCUUCGGGUACCUGCAGGUUCGCAUCAAGCGUCACCGUUGGUACACGAAGACACUCAAGACCAACGACCCUUUGAUAUUCUCCUUGGGUUGGCGGCGAUUCCAGACCAUCCCGAUCUACUCGCUCGACGACCACUCUAUCCGCAUGCGCAUGCUCAAGUAUACUCCCGAACACAUGCACUGUUAUGCGACUUUCUACGGGCCGAUCUCCUUGCCCAACACAGGCUUCUGUGCGUUAAAUACCCUCUCAAGCGAGGUCGCCGGGUUCCGGGUGUCGGCCACCGGUGUUGUCCUUGACAUUGACCGGUCGGCGAAGAUCGUGAAGAAGUUGAAGCUCACAGGAGUGCCGUAUAAGAUCUUUAAGAACACUGCGUUCAUCAAGAACAUGUUCAACAGUGCGCUGGAGGUUGCCAAGUUUGAAGGCGCGAACAUUCGUACCGUGUCGGGCAUUCGUGGCCAGGUCAAGAAAGCACUCGCAAAACCCGACGGCGCCUUCCGAGCCACCUUCGAGGACAAGAUACUCAUGAGCGACAUCGUGUUUCUACGCGCGUGGUACUCAAUACAGCCGAGAAAAUUCUACAACCCCGUAACGUCGCUGCUGCUGUCGCAGAAGGGUCACUGGACAGGCAUGCGCCUCACGGGCCAGGUCCGCAGAGAAGAGGGCCUGAAGACUCCGACGAAUGUCAAUUCGACCUACAAGCCCGUCGAACGACCAGCCCGGCGAUUUAACACGCUGAAGGUUCCCAAGAAGCUGCAGGCUGCGUUGCCCUAUGCUUCAAAAUCGAAGCUGGUAAAGCAGCAACACCGACAGACGUACUUGCAGAAGCGCGCUGUCAUGCUCGAGCCUGAGGAGAAGAAGGCCAUCGCGCUCCUGCAGCAAAUCCGUGCCCUGCGUAAGGACCAGGUGGCUCGCAGGAAGGAAAAGCAAGAACAACGCCGCGUUACUCAUCGUCAGAAGGUCGAGAAGGAGGAGGCGAAGAAAGGAGAGAAGGAGAAGGAGAAGCGCAAACAGCACAUGCGUGCCGCCGGUAUGAAAGCUAGACAAGAGUCUGGAGAGGACGGCGGCAGGGAGCGCAAGCGCAGGAGGACUUAG